CGACCAAUGAAGUAACUGCUGACAUAGGCGAACAGAGAUCCAAAGAAGGCACCGGCCUGGUACACAGAGACAAUGUUCUGCUUGACCAGGGCAAGCGCAUUAGGCUCAUAGUUCUCAAAGUUAAACUCCUGCACGAAUGAGGGCAGAGCAAGUGUCGUGCCGAUGAAAGCAGAGUCGUAACCAAUUGUGCAAGCAGCCAUUGAUGCAAUGGCGGCGCAUGUGUAGACGCGCCAGUUGUAGACGGCCUUUGGCGUAGGCCGAUCUUCUUGCAGAGUCAAGAGGCCCAUGAUUGCGGCGUCUCAAGGUUCAAAUUUGAACUUUACUGCUUGAGAACUGUUGCAGCUGUGGGGAGAUAAGGUUGCAAAGAAGGUUGUGGAUGAACUGGAGAGUCGAAGAGACAAUCCCCAAAACCGGUGGGGGGCAAAGAUUUAUACAAGUCAAGUUGACCCAUAUUCCCCCUAGUCUAGCAGUAAAACGUCUCCAAAAACUAGUGUGCCGCUGGACCAGCAAGGGCCAACUCAAUUCAACAACCGAACAAUUGCUUCUCCAGAAUUGGAGAUUCAGUCCGGGGUUUGCGGGGUUGGAUCUGUGGGGGAAGAAUAUGCUUCCGUCGUUGCAUGGGAUUCGAGAUUGUCAUUGUCUGUUUGCUGGGACGCACAGGGUGUCUGGAUCUCGUGUUGCUGAGAGAACGUGUCGAGGGAUAAAGACUUUUCCGCGGUGCCACAAUCCUGACUCAACUGUUCUGGGGUCUCCGCAUCAUUACCACCAUGUGGCCGCGGAUCUAACCUUGUUUCGUCAGGAAAUGGGGAGAAAAUCUCAAGCGCUCAUCAUUUAUCCCUGUGUUCCCCAUUUGCACGGCGAUGUCGGCACUAUUCCGAGGUUGAUUGGACAUUUUUCAGCAGCUCCAACACACCGCGUCAGCAAAAAUAUAGCAUUCUCCGAGGAUGAAAGGAUGUUAUUGCUGGGGAUGUUUGUAAGUCGCACAAGGAUCUCGGCCUGAACAGAUGUGAUCAGCGCUGUCAGUCUAGGCAGUUUCUUACGCCCCAUCAGCCAAGACAUCAC
Molecule: messenger RNA, 1062 nt
Organism: Fusarium oxysporum Fo47
Lineage: Eukaryota; Fungi; Ascomycota; Sordariomycetes; Hypocreales; Nectriaceae
Exons: 1
Coding region: 377-1000 (207 amino acids)
Source: RefSeq, a predicted model, not a curated record